UUUGUAUUUAAUAUUUUAUCUCAUUAUUGUAAUACAGGUCCAAAAUUAACAACUAGUGUAAGAGUAGAUAAGAUAAAUUAUGCUUUAGGGUUUUUUACCCGUUCUCUUACUUGUUUUACUGAAUUACAUUCUCUAUUUUACCCUAAAGGUGUAAAAGUAAUACCUCAAAACAUAUAUGAUCUAUUAACACCCGUUGCUCUGGCUCAUCUAAUAAUGGGGGAUGGUCAAGCGUUACACCAUGGUCUUAUUUUAUGUACUAAUUGUUACUCAAUACAAGAUGUUGUCAGAUUGAUGAAUGUAUUAAUGGUAAGAUAUGGGUUUGAAUGUACAAUAUUUUUAAAAAAACGAAAUAAAAAAGUUGAGUACAUGAUUUAUAUAAGACAAAAUUCUAUGUUUUUACUGCGAACUAUAGUAAAACCUUAUUUAUGCUCUUCAAUGUUAUAUAAAUUAGAUAAUUCAAAGGUUUACUCUACAACUAAGUGUUCUGUUAUAAAAGAAUUUAAACAAAAAAGAUUAUACUCCAUUAUUAAUAGACCAAAACGGGCUAAUCCUUACUGA
This is a messenger RNA of Bipolaris oryzae ATCC 44560, 558 nucleotides long. RefSeq lists its product as uncharacterized. Lineage: Eukaryota; Fungi; Ascomycota; Dothideomycetes; Pleosporales; Pleosporaceae. The record is from RefSeq and is a predicted model, not a curated record. Gene Ontology annotation, molecular function: endonuclease activity. The annotation marks the transcript as partial. The transcript has a single exon.